AUGCCGAUUGGUGACCUCCUUGCGUCGAUUUCUGGUGAACCAAGUCCCGCACAAACGAAUCGACCUUUGUUGCCACCGAAGCGCAAGUCCUCCGAUGGCGACGCCUUACGACGACCGGCAGACAAGCUACAGAAGACGAACGCAAAUUCCUCGAGGCCUACGGAUAGCUCGCGUCCGGCGCAAAUGAAUAGACCUGGAGGGGUUAAUACAUCGAUGGAACGAAUGAAGCUGAAUGCUGGACCAAGUAAUCGUACCCCAAUUACACAAACAGCAACAUCAUCAUCAAAUUUCAAACAUGGGCAACCAACACCUCCUCCGACUGAUACGAAAGCUACGGAAAAGCCAGACAAACCACUCAAGAAAGGUUCGUUUGCAGAAAUCAUGGCAAGAGGAAAACAGAAUGCCGAGAAAAUGGCUCAGAUCGGCAAAAUCCAACAUAAGCGCAUCGAAAAACCGAUCAGCAAACGUGAACGGGCAGAGAUAGAAGCUGCAAAAGCGGCAAAGAUGUCAAAGAAUAUAGGUCCGGGAGGGAAAUUUAGUAAUACACCUGGUGCGAAGGCUAUUAACGGUAAGAUGUCUGCGGGAGUAAACGGAAAGAUGGGCAAGAAUGGAAAAGCACCACCACCGGAACCAGAAAAGAAGAUCAAGAAAGCCGCAUUAGCAACGACGGGAUACGCAGGAACUGCACGACCUAAGCCAGGCGCCAAACCCGGCCAGAAAUCCUCACACGCCUCAUCAUCACGAGAAAGAGAUAGAUAUGGUCGUCAACUCCCAGCUCUUGGUUCCCGACGCGAUAGAUACGAUAGCUACGAAGACGACGAGGAAGACGACAUGGAGGAAGGUGAGGAAGACGAUCAACCGGAUUACGAGUCGGAUGUCUCUUCUGAUAUGGAAGCCGCGGCGUUUGAGGUCGACGAGGAAGAGGAGUUUGCGACGAGGAUUGCGAGGAAGGAGGAUGCGGAGGCCCUGGCGGAAGAGAAUCGGUUGAAGAGGGAGAAGGCGGAGAAGAAGAAGAAGUUGAUGGCUAUGGCUGCGAAGGCGGGGAAGAGACGUUAA
Molecule: messenger RNA, 1056 nt
Organism: Glarea lozoyensis ATCC 20868
Lineage: Eukaryota; Fungi; Ascomycota; Leotiomycetes; Helotiales; Helotiaceae
Exons: 2
Coding region: 1-1056 (351 amino acids)
Source: RefSeq, a predicted model, not a curated record